This is a messenger RNA of Scophthalmus maximus (turbot), 2316 nucleotides long. RefSeq names its product tRNA methyltransferase 1-like (gene trmt1l). The transcript has 12 exons. The record is from RefSeq and is a predicted model, not a curated record. Gene Ontology annotation, molecular function: RNA binding. Gene Ontology annotation, biological process: tRNA N2-guanine methylation. Lineage: Eukaryota; Metazoa; Chordata; Actinopteri; Pleuronectiformes; Scophthalmidae. The coding region runs from base 148 to 2055 and encodes 635 amino acids. Gene Ontology annotation, cellular component: nucleus.
UGAACUGACCUGUGAAGGGGGAGGUUUACACUCGCCGCGCGCGCCGCAUUGACGUCACUUCCCGUGCCGCGUGGUGCGCGUUGACGUCAUUAAGCGCGGUCGCGCACCUCUCAAACUUGGCGCGCGAGGCUCCGUGUGACUGACGAGAUGGACGAGCUGGAGGCGAAGCUCUGCGAGCUGGUGCGCCGGUACCGGCACCUGUACGACCGCUCGGUGCGGGAGUACAAGGACCCGCAGCUGGCACGCAGCUCCUGGAAGGAGAUCGCGUCGACGCUCGCGAAGGACGACGUGUUCUGCAGGAAACUGUGGAAGAACCUCCGCGACCGGUUCGUGAAGGCGAAGAGGCGGCGCGCCGCCAGAGGGGGCGCUGCUGCGGCGGCGGCCGGGAGCAGACCGCUGCCCAUCCUGGCCGAGUUGGGAUGGUUGUCCACCUUCGUCAGGCAUCGGUCGACGGAGUCCGAGUUGGAAUGUGAGGUUUGCUCCGUCACCAUUGCCCGUAAGACGGACAUGAUGAGUCACCUGAAACGUCACGUCAACAAGGGAGAGACUGAGGCGAGUUACUCCGGCAGCUCAGACGUUCCGUGUGAAGAGCCCGCUCCGUCUGGUCAACCAUACGAGAUCAUGAAAGAACUGGGAACCAACGUCCAGCUGCUGCCGAACCACACGACGCCCCAGAAGAGUGACACCUACUUCAACCGCAAGAUGAAGACCAACAGGCAGCUGGUGUUUUGUUCGCUGGCCGUUCUGGCCGAAGAGAGAAACCCGCUCGAGUGUCUGGACGCGUUCGGAGCCACAGGCAUCAUGGGCCUUCAGUGGGCCAAACACCUGCGCACCGCCGUCAAGGUCACCAUCACAGACAUCAGCGACACCUGCGUCAAAAUGAUCAAGGAGAACUGUCAGCUGAACCACAUCCGCUGGCGAGGCCCCCGGGGGCCCGACGGGGCUGGCGGCGAGGUGGAGGGCACGCCCAUUGCCUUGGUGGAGGUUGCCAAGAUGGACGCCAACGUCAUCAUGCACCUGCGGCCCUUUGACUUCAUUCACUUGGAUCCGUUCGGGACGGCGGUGAACUACCUGGACGCCGCCUUCAGAAACGUCCGCAACCUCGGCAUCAUCUCCGUGACGUCCACGGACACGGGCUCGCUGUACGCCAAGUCCCCCAAUGUCACGCUGCGUCACUACGGCUGCAACCUCGUACGCACCGAGUACUACAGGGAGCUGGCCGCUCGCAUGGUGGUCGCCGCCGUGGCCCGGGCGGCGGCGCGCUGCAACAAGGGCAUCGAGGUGCUGCUGGCGGUGGCGGUGGAGCAUUUCGUCCUGGUGGUGGUGAGGGUCCUCAGGGGCCCGACGCAGGCUGACGAGUCGGCCAAGAAGCUACGGAAACUGGUCCACUGUCAGUGGUGUGAGGAGAGAGUGUUCCUCAAGCUGGGCAACAUGGUGGACAACACGCUGCCCUGCAACUGUCAUGGAAGUCUGCCCGGGAAGACGGCGGUGCAGCUGGGACCGUUAUGGUCCGGCCCUCUGUUCAACACGGGCUUCCUGAGGAAGAUGCUGUUGGCGGCGGUGAAGUACAGUAUGGACGACAUCCAGCCGCUCGUCAAAACUCUGAUCUGCGAGUCCGAGUGCACGACGCUCAAGUCUCUGGUCCACGGGCCGUCGGCCCUCACCAACCAGGUGGAGUGUGGCGUCGUCAUCAAGACGUUACAGAGCGGAGAGGAGGCGGGGCCUGAUCAGUCAGGGAAGAGGAAGAGCGGCGGCGAGGAGUCGGGGAGCGUGUUGAAGAAGCUGAAGUCCGACGCGUCUCUGGAACAUCCGCCGUUCUACUACAGCAUCCACCGCCACAGCAUCCGCGGCAUGAACAUGCCCAAGCUCAACAGGUUCCUUCAGUACCUGACGGACGCCGGCUUCAGGGUGAGUCGGACUCACUUCGACCCGACGGGGGUUCGGACCGACGCCUCGCUGGAGAAGUUUAAAUCCGUCCUCACUAAGUACAGCGUCCCCACGUACACCAACGCCACCGCCGCCGAGACGAGCGUGAGCUCGGAGAAGACGGAGUGAGCGAGGCUGAGGCGGCAAACAAACUUCUGACUCUGCACUGAACAUCUGUAAAAAGAAAAACUGCUUCGUCCUCGUGCGACGUACAAACUAAUGUGUAUUUUUAUUUUCAAAUGAAAAACCAAACUGAAGCUGCAGCUCGAGUCCUGUUCGUCUAUUUAUUUCAGAUUCUCCUCUGAAUAUGGUACAAGGUUUUUCUUGUCACCUGCUCAUUGUGGUUUUUUUUCUUCUUUUGGCUUAAAAACAAUAAAAGUCUUUCUGCUU